CCACAGUCUCAGCUUCCAGAGUGGACACGCAGAAGGGGGUCAGAAGACCAUUCUUGUGAGGUCCACCUACAAGUCACCAUGUAUGAGGACUGCAUCAAGUCCACAGAAGACUAUUUUCUCUUCUGCGACAGCGAGGGAGUAUGGGGCAUUGUUCUGGAGUCCCUGGCAAUCCUUGGCAUAGUGGUUACAAUAAUGCUACUCUUGGCAUGUCUCUUUCUCAUGCGAAAGGUGCAAGACUGCAGCCAGUGGAAUGUCCUCCCCACCCAGUUCCUCUUUCUCCUCAGUGUGCUGGGGCUCUUUGGACUUGCUUUUGCCUUCAUCAUCCAGCUCAAUGAACAAACCGCCCCCGUGCGCUACUUUCUCUUUGGGGUUCUCUUUGCGCUCUGCUUCUCAUGCCUCUUGGCUCAUGCCUCCAACCUGGUGAAGCUGGUCCGGGGUCGAGUCUCCUUCUGUUGGACAACAAUUCUGUGCAUUGCUAUCGGGUGCAGUCUGUUGCAAAUAAUUAUUGCCAUUGAGUAUGUGACCCUCAUCAUGACCAGGGGUAUGAGGUUUGUGAACAUGACACCCUGCCAGCUCAAUGUGGACUUUGUCGUACUCCUGGUCUAUGUCCUCUUCCUGAUGGCCCUCACGUUCUUCGUCUCCAAAGCCACCUUCUGUGGCCCAUGUGAGAACUGGAAGCAGCAUGGAAGGCUCAUCUUCAUCACUGUGCUCUUCUCCAUCAUUAUCUGGAUGGUGUGGAUCUCCAUGCUGCUGAGAGGCAACCCACAGUUCCAGCGCCAGCCCCAGUGGGACGACCCGGUCAUCUGCAUUGCCCUGGUCACCAAUGCAUGGGUUUUCCUGCUGCUAUACAUCAUUCCUGAGCUCUGCAUUCUCUACAGAUCGUGUAGGCAGGACUGCCCUCUACAAGACAACGCCCGCCCCAUCCCAGCCUACCAACGCAGCUUCUGCGUGGAGAACCAGCAGUCCUCAAGAGCCCGAGACAGUGAUGGAGCUGAGGAGGAUGUAGCAUUAACUUCCUAUGGUACUCCCAUUCAGCCGCAGACGGUUGAUCCCACACAAGAGUGUUUCAUCCCACGGGCUAAACUGAGCCCCCAGCAAGAUGCAGGCGUAUAA
Messenger RNA from Propithecus coquereli (Coquerel's sifaka), 1113 nucleotides. It is a transcript of the gene GPRC5D, whose product is annotated as G protein-coupled receptor, class C, group 5, member D. Lineage: Eukaryota; Metazoa; Chordata; Mammalia; Primates; Indriidae. Gene Ontology annotation, biological process: G protein-coupled receptor signaling pathway. Gene Ontology annotation, molecular function: protein kinase activator activity; G protein-coupled receptor activity. Gene Ontology annotation, cellular component: signaling receptor complex; intracellular membrane-bounded organelle; plasma membrane. The transcript is spliced from 4 exons. Bases 79 to 1113 code for a protein of 344 amino acids. The record is from RefSeq and is a predicted model, not a curated record.